UGGGAGAAGCCAGUCACCAAAACGGACACCUGGAUUUGGAUGCUCUGUGGAAACUGCUUUCAUCUUGAUAAAAAGAGGUCUCUCCUGCAGCCACUAAGUGCAAGAUGGUGACAGUGCUAUUGCUGCUGUCCGUGUUGGCAGGACUCUUCACUGUGGCCAAGGGGCAAGCGUUCCAUCUCGGGAAAUGCCCAACUCCACCAGUUCAGGAGAAUUUUGACAUGAAAAAGUAUCUUGGAAGAUGGUAUGAAAUUGAGAAGAGCCCAGUGAGUUUUGAGAAAGGAGUCUGCAAUCAAGCCAACUACUCACUGAUGGAAAACGGAAACAUCAAAGUACUAAAUCAGGAGAUGAGACCUGAUGGAACUGUGAAUCAAAUUGAAGUUGAAGCCAUGCAAAGCAACGUCUCUGAGCCCGCCAAGCUAGGAGUAAAGUUUUUUCAGUUGAUGCCACCCACACCAUACUGGAUCCUGGCCACUGACUAUGAGAAUUACGCCCUGGUAUAUUCCUGUACCACCAUCAUCUGGCUCUUUCAUGUGGAUCAUGUUUGGAUACUGGGAAGAAACCCUUAUCUCCCUCCAGAAACAGUGACCUACCUGAAAGAUAUCCUGACUUCUAAUGACAUCAGCAUUGAGAAAAUGACAACCUCAGAUCAAGUGAAUUGCCCAGACUUCUUGUAAGGAAACUCUAGAGAGAGCUGCACCCUCUCCAGGCUGCUUCUUUUGCUUUGCAUUCCCUGGUUCUGUCCUUCAUAAAGACAAACCAAGCCACUGUGGCCACCACUGCAUGCACCAGAGGGGAGUUUGGCUGCAGAAGCCAAUAGAAGGAACUCACAGACAGCUGGCCCAAACCCAGCCAGACCCCACGCUAUUACCCUCCUAGCCCAAUAAUAAAUGUGUUGCUGAUCAGUUGUGCUCACAGUG
Nannospalax galili (Upper Galilee mountains blind mole rat) is the source of this 917-nucleotide messenger RNA. It is a transcript of the gene Apod, whose product is annotated as apolipoprotein D. The transcript is spliced from 5 exons. The record is from RefSeq and is a predicted model, not a curated record. NCBI's taxonomy places the organism in Eukaryota, Metazoa, Chordata, Mammalia, Rodentia, Spalacidae. Gene Ontology annotation, biological process: brain development; lipid transport; tissue regeneration. Gene Ontology annotation, molecular function: cholesterol binding. The coding region runs from base 105 to 674 and encodes 189 amino acids.